AUGAUAAACAUAGGAUGCUUAUUCUUUAAUAAUUUUAUAACUAUAUAUAAUCAUAUACUCGCUUUUCAAUUGAAUAAUAUAUUUAUCAUAUUAUAUUUUUUGACCAAAUUUAUCAUACUAUUUUUAAAAAGUUAUUAUUUUUAUCAUUUUUAGUGCAAAUAACAAAACGAAUAUAAUAAUAUUGUAUUAAAAUCUAAUAUUUUAUUUUUUAAGUUAUUAUUUCACAUUUUCAUGGUACAGACUCUCUCUGUUUUUUUUCUUUUUUUGGUGGUUGUGGCCAACACUGUACAGACUGAUUAUUGGUGGGUUUUUUUACUCCUAAAUUCGUCAUAGAAAUGAAGGUAGUUUGACUCGCGAGUGGGCAAACUAGAAAAAGCGUGGUAGCAAGGACACACGGUUCCGAUCCUCUUGCCAUAAGCUCAAUGGCUCUGUUGUCAUGCGCUUCACAUUCUGAGAGACUUCACAUUUCUCACAGGAGGUUCGUUACCGUAAUUUUCGGAGGUGGCGUUGCCGGCUCGGCAUUUUCCGUUGUUUUUCUGGUUACCUCCUGUUUGGACAUAGCGAAAGCACGAUAUAAAAGAAAAGAAAAACCGAUCACUGCAGAUCGAGUGCUUCUAAGGAAAGAAAAUGGCGACUCUUUCAGACAUCGGCCUUUCUGCAGCUAUCAAUCUCUUGUCGGCAUUGGCCUUCUUGGUUGCUUUUGCCAUGUUACGAUUGCAACCUGUUAACGAUCGGGUUUACUUUCCAAAAUGGUAUCUGAAGGGGAUAAGAGGCAGCCCGACCAUUAGAAACGUUGUGAACAGAUUUGUUAAUCUAGACGUCAGGACAUACAUAAAAUUUCUGAGCUGGAUGCCCGCAGCAUUGAGCAUGCCGCAACCAGAACUUAUAGAUCACGCAGGCCUUGACUCUGCCGUGUAUAUUCGGAUUUAUCUUCUUGGCUUGAAGAUAUUCGGCCCAGUAACCUUACUCACUUUAGCGGUUUUGGUUCCGGUUAAUUGGAUGGGGAAAACAUUGGAAAGUACUAAAGACUUGAAGUUUAGCAAUAUCGACAAGAUUUCAAUAUCCAACAUUCCACCUGGAUCAAACAUAUUUUGGGUGCAUAGUGGCAUGUCAUAUCUCUUCACAUUUUGGACGUGCUUUUGUCUGUUCAAAGAAUACAAGAUUAUAACAGACUUGAGAUUGAGAUUUUUGGCAGCUGAAAAUCGUCGUCCAGACCAAUUUACUGUCCUAGUGAGGAAUGUUCCCCCGGAUCCUGACGAGACAAUCAGCGAGCAUAUCGAACAUUUCUUUUGCGUUAAUCAUCCUGAUCACUAUCUGUUGCAUAAUGUUGUCUAUAAUGCGAACAAGCUUGCAUCAAUAGUUGCAGGGAAGAAGAAAUUGCAAAAUUGGCAAAUUUACUACCAAAAUAAAUUUGAACGAAGUCGUUCACAAUCAUAUAGGCCAACUGCACGGACAGGCUUUCUAGGUCUCUGUGGAAAGAAAGUCGAUGCUAUUGAUUAUUAUGCAGCGGAGAUUGCCAGGCUGAGUGAAGAAGAAGAGGCAGAAAGAACGAGGGUUUCAAGGGAUCCCGAGGCUCUAAUUCCUGCAGCAUUUGUUUCGUUCAGAAGUCGAUGGGGAGCAGCUGUCUGUGCUCAAACUCAACAAUCUAGUAAUCCGAGUAUUUGGCUGACAGAAUGGGCUCCUGAGCCUCGGGAUGUCUGCUGGGAAAAUCUUGCUAUUCCAUAUGUCGAGCUCUCCAUUCGAAGAUUGCUCAUGGCUAUUGCUCUAUUUUUCCUAAUUUUCUUCUUCAUGAUACCAAUAGCAUUAGUCCAAAGUCUAGCCAACAUUGAGUCAAUUCAAAAGGGUUUUCCUUUCUUACGGCCACUGUUGCAAAAGCAAUCCGUCAAGUCUUUUAUACAGGGAUUUCUACCAGGUCUAGCAUUAAAGAUAUUUCUUAUUUUGGUCCCAACAAUUGUCAUGCUUAUGUCCAAAAUAGAAGGGCAUAGAUCGUUUUCAUCUUUGGAGAGGAGAUCAGCUGCGAAAUACUACUUUUUCAUUCUGGUCAAUGUUUUCCUUGGGAGCAUUGUAGCAGGAACGGCAUUUCAACAACUCGAAGAGUUUGUUAAAGGGGACUCAACAAAGUUCGCAAAAAUGGCUGGCGCCACAGUCCCCAUGAAAGCCACAUUCUACAUCACAUACAUAAUGGUCGAUGGUUGGUCUGGAGUCGCUGCAGAGAUCCUAAGGAUAACUCCGUUUGCUAUAUUCCACUUGAAGAACACGUUCUUGGUGAAGACAGAGGAAGACAGAGUGCAGGCUAUGAAUCCCGGAAGUUUGAACUUCGCUGUUAAUGAACCUCGCCUUCAAUUAUACUUUAUGCUUGGCCAUCUCUAUUCUCCCGUAACGCCUGCGCUUCUCCCUUUUAUUGUCAUCUUCUUCGCUUUUGCCUACCUAGUCUUUCGGCACCAGAUCAUCAACGUGUAUCAUCAGAGUUAUGAGAGUGCAGCAGCAUUUUGGCCAGAUGUCCAUCGUCGAGUACUAAUUGGCUUGUUCAUAUCUCAAAUCCUUUUGAUGGGAUUGUUGAGCACAAAAGAUGCCAAGAAGGCGACGAUUGCGCUUGUGGCUCUACCUGUUUUUACAAUAUGGUUCCAUUCGUAUUGCAAAGGGCGCUUCGAAUCGGCAUUCGUGAAAUUUUCGUUAGAGGAUGCAAUGGUGAAGGAUACACUUGAAAAGGCAAUUGAACCAACCCUGAACAUGAGACUCUAUCUUCAGGAUGCUUACAUACACCCAGAUUUCAAGGGAGGUGUUUUGGACAAACCGCAAAUUAUCGACGAGGAAGAGAACAACCCACUCAUCCAAACCAAAAGAGCUCGCCGGAGUAGUAAGCAACAAUCUGAGGUCGGAAGUUCCGAGGCUUCGAUUACGCCUACGGCGGGCAACAUGAUUAGAUGUACUAGUAUCAAAGAAUGACUCCGAUAGUAGUUAAUUACUCAUGUUCGGUAGAAUUUUAAGAACUACGUAGCAUGUCCAGUUCCCUAACAUGCGUGUGUUCUUCAUUCCGCACCACUAAACGACCAUCCCGUCUCCAAUUCUAGUUGACUCUUAGACAGAAUCUGGACUGAAACCUACCGCGAGAGGGGGUGGGGGGAUCAAGAGCCAAACCAGUUCAUUCCACAAAAACAAAAUGUGUUUUUUUUUUUUUUGGGCCUGACACAAAUGUUUUGUAUUAUAAUUGUAGGGAACGAACAAGAUUUUAUGUAUAGUUCUCUUAAAUUAUGUUUGACAUUCUUAUUUUUCAUAUGUUUUAUGUAGAGAUCCACGUUCUCUUUAUUGUAGUCUUUAGUUGUGCAAGCCAGUGAUUGCUUUGCAAUUGAUGAAUCGAAAGUUGGGAAACAAAAUUUAAUACAUGUCAAGCAAUUCUCUCAGGCAUUCAAAUUUGUCUUAAAAUGGCGGCGUCACUUAAGUCUGCCGGGCAAGU
Molecule: messenger RNA, 3454 nt
Organism: Prosopis cineraria
Lineage: Eukaryota; Viridiplantae; Streptophyta; Magnoliopsida; Fabales; Fabaceae
Product: CSC1-like protein At4g02900
Exons: 12
Coding region: 628-2946 (772 amino acids)
Cellular component (GO): plasma membrane
Molecular function (GO): calcium-activated cation channel activity
Source: RefSeq, a predicted model, not a curated record